AUUUAAGUCUAUCUCACGCUGUCUGCAAAGUUGUAAAAAUGUAAUCAGACGACAUUUUACUUUCAAGAGUUUCUAAUUUUCACGUUUCAAUAUUUUUACUAAUUAAGUUAAUUGUUAGAUUAGGUGUAUUUUAGCUAUAAUAGUCUAAUGUAAUGUAAGGUAAGUCAGAUUCAAAGUCAAUCAACAAUUUUUAAAUUAAAACUUUAAAGCAAAGUAAUGUGUAAAUUUUACACUGUAAAAGUAAGUUAAUAAAUUAGAUCUCAAAAUUCUUUGGAAAUAUCUUUCUUAUGAUAAAAAACGAAAUAAAAAAUCAUGAAUAAAGCAUUGCUAAGUGGCAAAAACAUGAAAAUCUAUCGCCCCAACUUGAACUUACCACUGAUAACGUCUGCAUCUAAUAAUAAAAAUAAAAUGGACCUCAGUAGUAGGAACUUCACCUUCUCAUUCAAACCCUCGGAAUGGAAGGCCGCCAUUACUGAAGCAGAAAAAAUCGUCGGUUAUUCAACGUCAUUUUUGAGUUUGAGGUGUCUGCUCAGUGAUGAAUUGUCCAAUGUGGCCGUCCAUAUGAAGAAAUUAGUUGGCACCAGCCAUCCACUAAUCAAAACUGCUCAAAAACUAUUUCAAGAUGGCAAGCAAUCAAUGCAGACGAGAGGGUUAAUGGUGCUACUAAUCUCCAAAACUGCUGGCCCUGCUGUGGGCUCCAAUUUGCUAGAAACUAUGGUCAGCGGUAUUUAUCCAAGCCAAAGGACUUUGGCAGAGAUUACAGAACUAAUUCACAUGGCAACUCUAGUUCACAAAAGUGUUAUAGAUCUAUGCAACAUCUGCCUAACUUCGACGACCUUAGAAGAUAUGGAAUUUGGAAACAAGAUGGCAGUUCUCAGUGGGGAUUUCUUACUCGCCAACGCUUCUACUUAUUUGGCUUCACUCAAUAAUACCAAGGUGGUCUUUCUAUUCAGGAACGAAAGCGACGAUGGUAGUGAAGAUUUUAUCGGGGGUCCAAAGAAUAAGUUGAAAAGUGAACUUUCAAUGGAUAUGUGGGAAGAGCAGACAUAUUUAUCUAGUGGUAGUCUGUUGGCACAUAGCUGCCAAGGAGCAUUGACACUAGCAAGGCAUGAUCCAUCGUUACAGACGUCAGCUUUUCAGUUUGGUAGAUCCAUGGCUUUGGCUUUCCAAGUCUCUUUCUUCAUAUCUUCUCUCCUUGCUAAUAAUUUUUGUUUAGCAAAAUCUUGUCAUAUCUUUAUUUCAUCAAAAAAAUUUGAAUAUUAA
Helobdella robusta is the source of this 1263-nucleotide messenger RNA. RefSeq lists its product as hypothetical. The transcript is spliced from 5 exons. The record is from RefSeq and is a predicted model, not a curated record. The coding region runs from base 313 to 1263 and encodes 316 amino acids. Gene Ontology annotation, molecular function: prenyltransferase activity. Gene Ontology annotation, biological process: ubiquinone biosynthetic process; isoprenoid biosynthetic process. Gene Ontology annotation, cellular component: transferase complex; mitochondrion. Lineage: Eukaryota; Metazoa; Annelida; Clitellata; Rhynchobdellida; Glossiphoniidae.